Messenger RNA from Paramisgurnus dabryanus, 1839 nucleotides. RefSeq lists its product as uncharacterized. The record is from RefSeq and is a predicted model, not a curated record. Gene Ontology annotation, biological process: regulation of transcription by RNA polymerase II. Gene Ontology annotation, molecular function: RNA polymerase II cis-regulatory region sequence-specific DNA binding; DNA-binding transcription factor activity. Lineage: Eukaryota; Metazoa; Chordata; Actinopteri; Cypriniformes; Cobitidae.
AAAGAAGAAGACGUAGUUCGUUGGCUUGCUAGAGAAGAGUUGUAAUAAAGUCCAUUUUACCAUGUCAACACGGUGUUAUUUUCACCCCGACUGCAAAUCUCCUAUAUAUGGUCUUCCUAAAGAUGACAAAAUUAGGGAGCAAUGGUUAAAUUUUAUUUUUAACUCGAGUUCUGAACAUAACAACCCCAACAUAUUUCUCUGUGCUGCGCAUUUUACGGAGGACAGCUUCAUUAAUCGUGAAGAGUACAAUGCUGGUAUCGCACAAAUGCUUAUCUUGAAAAAUGAAUCAGUUCCCACUUUAUCAGGACAACCUGCUGAUAAUGGACCAAAAUCUGAUGUGGAUUGUUAUGAAUCUUCACUGAAUAUGAAUGAUGGGAGCUCCACAGACAGUCUGGAUUCAGUGAGCACCGAACAAGAUCAGCCACUGAUGGACAAACAUCUCUCUGAAGAGACAUCCGGUCCCACACAGGAAUCAGAGCUCAGUCUCAAUUUACUCUGUUAUAGCGAGUCAGACAGCGAUCAGGAGGAUGAAUCUAAUGAUAAAACCGCCACAGAGACUUACAAUGUUGUCUGUAACGCUGAAGAACAGCAGCAGAUCCUGCAGACCACAGUGAAGACAUCUACAGUCAUACUGGAGGACUUUAAGAACCAGAUGGAGAUAAAAAUAGAAACUAUAGAAGAGGAACAUAACACUGAUGAUGAUGAUGAUGACGAUGACGAUGAAGAUGAUUUCGUUCCUUCGGAUGAGUCUAAUGAUGAUGAUAAUCACUGUAUUCCUUCAGAUCAGAUCAAUGAAUCUUCUGAUAAAGAGAAACCACACAAGUGUCCAUACUGUAAGAAGACAUUUUCCAAAAUAACUAUGGUUAAAUACCAUGUGCGUUUACACACCAAGGAGAAACCGUAUCAAUGCAGUAUAUGUGGGAAAACCUUUAGGCUUUCAUGUUCUUUAAAAUCGCACGAAAGAACACACAGCGGGGAGCAACCCUUUCAAUGUUCACACUGUGAUAAACGUUUUAAUUAUAAAUAUUAUUUAACGCAACACGAGAGAGUUCACACUGGAGAGAAACCUUUCCUCUGCCAACACUGCGGGAAGAGCUUUCCAAAACAUCAGAAUCUUACAUUUCAUCAGAGAGUUCACACCGGUGAAAAACCUUAUCAGUGCUCUCAAUGUGGAAAGAGCUUCGCGCGUCCCGGGACCUAUAAGACUCAUAAACAAGUUCACCUUGGAGUUAAACCUCAUCCGUGUAGUUUUUGUGGGAAGAGUUUCACUCGACAGGACAAUUUGGCGACACAUCAGAGAAUUCAUACGGGAGACAAACCUUACAAGUGCACCCAGUGUGAUAUGGGAUUUACACAAGCGGUUCUCCUGAGACUCCAUCAGAAAAAACAUACUGCAGGAAAACUUUAACAUCUGGAGAGAUAUUCAAUCAUGUAGGACAUUUAAAGACUCAUCAGAAGAAACAUGCUAAAGAACAGACUGAAAAGAUGACAAAAAUUAAUAAAAAAAAUGGUUACAAACACUAUUUUACAUUUGUAGAAGAAUUUGUAUUUUCUGUACUGUAUUGAAAGUAAUAGCAGAUUUAAUUUGAUCUAAGUAAAACUCAAAUGUAUUUGCUGUGAGACUUUUUUCAACAUUUUUGGUUCUGUGACAUUUAUAAUGUGAUAUUGGUAUUUUCUGUAUUUCUUUACAUAAAUUAGCAUUAGCUAAUUAGCAUGAGCAUUAGUAGCUGUGUAUUCAGAAAUAAAAACAAAUGUUUUGGCAACGGUCCCUAACUUUAUUUUACAAUUGUAAAUUGAGUUAUUGUUAAUUGUAAAUAAAUAGUUAAUGUUUUGUUGUUA